Molecule: messenger RNA, 570 nt
Organism: Protopolystoma xenopodis
Lineage: Eukaryota; Metazoa; Platyhelminthes; Monogenea; Polystomatidea; Polystomatidae
Source: the annotation of a GenBank genome assembly
AUGCGAAGCUGUCGCGAAGAGGUGACCGGGAGUCAUUUUUUCCCCAAACUCAAACCUCCAAUUGAAGCAAAACAAAGCGACAUCUGUACAUGGCGCAGGAGUGGGAUUGACCUCGUGAUUGGCCAACUUCCGGCUCGCUCUUCAUCGACUCUGCCUCUUCCAUCGUUGCCUGGCUUGGGGGUCCAAGUUGCGACCGGCCUCAUUCUCGAAACGGCCAAUGCCCCACCAAAAGUCAUCCCGAGUCCUCGAAUUCCGGCGCCACUAGUGGUCUGUUGGUACAGUAGAUCUCUUCUUUCAGGGCUGGUGGUUCGCGGCAGGCACUACAUUGUCGUGCGUUCGCUUGCAAAACUGCAGACGGAGGAUCGCAUAAACGCCAUAGCAGCCACUCAUUCUGUGGUACCGAUGUUCGGCCAGACGUUGAGCAACAAAAACGCCACAGGCAACGAGGUGCUGACGUGGACGGGACUCGCUUCUGCUCUGCCCGACUAUGUGCACAUUGUCACCCUUUCGCUGUGGAAACGCGACAGCUACGGCUACAGAGACGGCAACGGAAACGGCAACGGCAACGGC